Molecule: messenger RNA, 1350 nt
Organism: Guyanagaster necrorhizus
Lineage: Eukaryota; Fungi; Basidiomycota; Agaricomycetes; Agaricales; Physalacriaceae
Exons: 5
Biological process (GO): regulation of transcription by RNA polymerase II
Cellular component (GO): chromatin; nucleus; NuA3a histone acetyltransferase complex
Molecular function (GO): transcription coregulator activity; chromatin binding; histone acetyltransferase activity
Source: RefSeq, a predicted model, not a curated record
AUGGACCCACCCGUCAAAGAAGACCCCAAAGGUGCAUGGUAUUGUCCCAAGUGUGUGCUUCUGGUUGUCGAGACGCCAUCAACAAAUCUUGAUCAUGAACCUCCACUUGAACAACCACCUUCUCCAUUUUCCUACCGCGAACCAUCUGUCGCAUCGUCGUCGCGAUCCCACGUGGCUUCAAAGAAUGGUCGUGCCAAAGCGCGAAGUACGGGAAAGGGCAAAGGAAAGGCUCUUGCCGUGGUCACAGACGACUCCGAGUUUGACGUUGAGGUCGACGUUGAGCGGGGCCUGGGGACGCCCUUUGCAUCAGGAAGGCCAGUCAGAAAUAAGAGACCCACGAAGAGGAAAGCUGCACAGUCAAGGAAUGAAGAUUACUCCGAGGAUGAGGUUACUCUAUCUGCUCGUCAGCCUAAGCGAAGGCGCACAGAAGUCUCCUCUGCAACAGCGCCGAUAUCUGGUCUUCCACGUCUAACCUUUAGAUUAUCCACUCAACAGAAAGGAAAGGGGAAGGAGCGCGAAGAAGAGGAUAAAGGACUAUUUGACGAUUUCUUGAUGCCAGAGCAAAGGGAUACGAUGAAGACGACGAUAGAUGGGUCGGAUAGACAGAGGUUUGAUCGCACACGCCAACUGGCAGAGGUAUCAAACCAAACUGCGCCGAUAUCUGUUCCUUCAGCAUCUCCGGGCCCUUCAAUCCCAACGCCACUCCUACCUAUAUCUGGUCCACGCGUUAAAGUGAUACAUAUCGGGGGAUACGAUGUCAAGACCUGGUACGAUGCGCCAUUUUCUGAGGAAUAUUCUUGCAUACCCGAUGGGAAGUUGUGGAUAUGUGAGUUUUGCUUGAAGUAUAUGAAGAGCAAGUUUGGAUAUAACCGACAUCGGUUGAAAUGCAAAGCGCGUCAUCCACCCGGCGAUGAGAUUUACAGGGAUGGCGAUAUUUCGUUAUUCGAGGUGGAUGGACGAAAGAACAAAAUUUAUUGCCAGAAUCUAUGCUUGCUUUCCAAGAUGUUCCUUGAUCAUAAAUCAUUAUUCUAUGACGUCGAGCCGUUCCUGUUCUAUGUGGUUGCACAGGUGGAUGACGAUGGGGCUCGGUUCAUCGGAUAUUUUAGUAAGGAGAAGUGCAGCGUUAAGGACUACAACCUUAGUUGUAUAAUGACGCUUCCGACGCGCCAACGCCAGGGAUGGGGUAAUUUUCUCAUUGACUUCAGCUAUUUGUUAUCUAAGAAGGAGCAACGGGUGGGUUCUCCAGAAAGGCCACUGUCUAGUCUUGGCGCAUUGGGUUACAAGAACUACUGGACGCUGUCCUUGAUGCGAUAUCUCGAGAACGGACCUGCGCACCCGAGGCUUGAAGGU